AUGGAGAAAACACAACCGUUCAACGACCUGAUAUGUCAGGUAGCAAGAGUAGGCGUGACGAAUGUACAGUGGUGUGGAGAAAAAAUGAAUGACUCCCAGCUGGAUACUCUAAUUUCGGCGAUGGAAUUGUCUCCUGUGCGGAUUGAGAAUAUAAAUCUUUCCAAAAAUGAAAUAACAUCCGCAGGGGCAUCGCUGCUGUGUACUUAUAUCAAGAAGAAUUCGAAUAUCAAAGAAGUGUAUCUUAACGAAAAUCUGAUAGAUGACGCUGGUGCAAGAGAAUUUAUUUCCAUAUUCAACAACCAGGUUCAUCCAACAAUAUUUGAUGUUAGCGGAAACCAGUGUUCGUCAGCCGUUGUAAACAACUUGGCACUGCUGGCCAAACAGGACCAGCAUUCCAAGGAAAUACAUCAAUCUUUGUUGGCCGGUGAAGCCGAGGAGCUGGAUAUAAGUGGUAUGAACAUCAACAAGAUUGACCCGCGUCUUCUCACUUUUUUCAUACUUGAUACCCAUGCAUUGAGGAGUCUGAUCGUCUCUGGAUGCGCUGCUGGGGAUGCUGGAGCCACACUGAUUGGUGAUUUACUGAAGAACAGUGCUGUAUCUCACGUUGACCUAAGUGACAAUGAUAUAUCAGAUGCAGGCGUCUCUCAGUUUAUUGAGCGCGCCGACCUUUUGCAUCACCCAACGAUAACUUCAAUAUCUUUCAGUAAAAAUAUCCGUAUCAGCAAUUACGGAAUGCAACAAAUGUCAAAAACGUUGUUUAACACCAAUGAUGUAAUUACCUCAUUUGAUGUCUCAGACACAUCCGUUACCUCCAGCGUUCGUUCCACCAUUGCACACGAGUGCGAACUCAACAAAGAGCCAUCUUGCCUGAAAAGAGCCGUUGCUGCAAUACGUACCAAUGAUCCAUCAUGUACAAGUGUUAACCUUCAGUGGGAAAGGCUUACGCAGACUGCGGCGCGCUUUGUGGCCCCAGUUUUGAAACUCAACACGAUUAUGUUGGAGCUUAACCUGGGUAACACUUCUGCGGGUGAUAAGGGGGCGGAACUUCUGGCUGCGGCAUUGCAACAAAACAAGACCCUUCGUAUUCUUGGCCUUGCGAACAACAACAUUACGUCCCGCGGUGCAAAGGUUCUUUUCCAGCGCCUCCACCAGCAAGGGGUACUGGAGGAAUUAAAUUUGGCGAAUAACAGGAUUGAUGACGAAGCAGAAACCUCCAUACUGAACACCUUGCAGCUGAAUCCUACAAUCAAAGUUCUUAAUCUCGUCAACAACCUCCUGUCGGGGGACUGCAUGAGCGAGAUUGAUGAAUUGAUUCUUCUUAACCAGGCACCAAAAACUGUUCAAACAAUUGUAAGUGACAUUGAAAACAGACCGGCUUCCGUAACUAAGGUGGCUCUUUCAGGGAAAACAGGUGAAGAGUACUGUAACGACACCUCAGUUAGGAUACUGUGCAAUGCUUUGGUACUGAAUAAGGUUGUAACCACUGUGGAUUUGUCGAAGAAUGUAGUUGGUGAUAUAGGGGUGACGUAUUUAUGCGAGAUGUUAAUGACGAACAGCACAAUCGUGGAGCUGAAUCUUGAGAGUAAUUCGAUCACCGACCGUGGUGCACAGCGUUUGGCCCACGCUCUUCGCACCAACGCUUCACUGCAACACCUUAACCUCUCAAACAACUCUAUAACCGAUGUUGGUGCUGGAGAUUUUGUUGAUACGUUGAGGUUUAACUACGCGUUGACAAGCAUUUUAUUUGAGAAGACAACCGUUACUUCGGAUCUGCGCACCAAAAUUGCUGAAGCUGCUGACAUGAACAAAGAACCAAGGGGGUUUAAGGACGUGAUGUACAUGCUGAGAGACGGAAGUAUUAAAACACCUAAACUUGAUUUGGCAAGAAAGAAUUGUCCCCGGCCCAUCACCGACGAAUCGGUUAAUACCCUGUGCGUGCAACUUCGUGGUAUAUCGGUUGUCAGGGAAUUAAUUUUGUCAGGUAACAGUGUUGGAACGGAGGGAUGUAAAAGCAUUGGCAAGCUUUUGGCUCAUGAAGGCUCUGGUAUUUGUCAUAUCGAUCUCUCUCUCAACCCAGUCGACGACGAAGGUCUCGGUGAACUCGCAAAGGGACUUUUGUCGAAGAACUGCGUGCUUCAAAUCCUCAAUCUUCGUGGUACUGAAGUAACGUCGACGGGGAUAAUCAAUUUGACAAAUACUGUAAAGGCGAAUGCAACGCUUCGGGAGGUGAUCGUCCCAGAGAGAGUGUCUGCCGAUGUAUUUUGCAGGAUGAACCAAGAACUAAUGGUUAACGCACAACCGAAAUCACUCAAACCCUUGUUAACGUCUAUCAACGAAAACGAAGUAAUACCGCUGCUGGUUUUCAAAGACCCGGUUUUACCUUUUACCGAUGCAGCCUGCCAUCUUCUCUGCGCGGCAAUCGUGAACAACGAACACAUUACCUCCGUCGACAUGUCUAACAAUAAAUUAACGAGUGAUAGCGUUCCUUUUAUUGCAGAAGCGUUAUCCAGCUGUCCCAAGAUAACGUCUGUUAACCUGUCGCACAAUGAGAUAGAUGAAACUGGUGGAUAUGAGCUUGUUAAGUGCCUCGCGGAAAACGAUUACGUAACUACCUUGUCUCUCGAGGGAAAUCCAAUACCUGAGGAAGUGAUUUUCAAAUUAAACGAGCUUCUGCACCUUAACAGAGGCUCAAUCGAUUUGAAAAAGAUCCUGCUGAAGCAUAGAAAGGGGAGACUUGCGGAUAAAACGAUCAAUUUGAAUUCUAAGGGGAAACAGUACAAACUAAACGAUGAGGAUGUCCGGUUAUUGUGCGAAGUGAUGGUCGAGUGCGGCUCCAUACGUGCUGUUGACCUUGGGAUGAAUAUGAUAACGGAUGUCGGGUGUGAGAUGAUUGCUGACGCACUUCUGCAGGCUCCUCGUAUUGAAGCAAUAUACUUGGACUAUAACCCAAUCGGUGAAAUUGGGGGGGAAGCACUGUACAAUGUGUUAAAGGUUAACCACCAGAUCCAUACGCUUUUGCUUGAGGGAACAAAUGUACCUGAGGAAAUUUGGGAGGAAAUAUUAAGUCUGCUGCGCGUUAAUGAGACAGCAAAUCACGAAAGAAUCGACAUGAGGGCUAUUCGUCUUGAAGAAGUAAAUGAUGAGACUCAGUUUCGCAGUACUGAUUACGCGAUAUCGCAAGAACAAAAAGUUGGGAUUGACGCUUUUAAGGCUUACGAAAGUUCGGUUCGGGCUCUUGUGAAAGAGUAG
Molecule: messenger RNA, 3249 nt
Organism: Trypanosoma brucei brucei TREU927
Lineage: Eukaryota; Euglenozoa; Kinetoplastea; Trypanosomatida; Trypanosomatidae
Exons: 1
Coding region: 1-3249 (1082 amino acids)
Molecular function (GO): protein binding
Source: RefSeq, a predicted model, not a curated record